Molecule: messenger RNA, 2431 nt
Organism: Myotis daubentonii (Daubenton's bat)
Lineage: Eukaryota; Metazoa; Chordata; Mammalia; Chiroptera; Vespertilionidae
Gene: IP6K2
Product: inositol hexakisphosphate kinase 2
Biological process (GO): inositol phosphate biosynthetic process; phosphatidylinositol phosphate biosynthetic process
Cellular component (GO): cytoplasm; nucleus
Molecular function (GO): inositol hexakisphosphate kinase activity
Source: RefSeq, a predicted model, not a curated record
GGGGGAGUGUUGAUAAUGGGAAAGCCAUGCAUAUGUGGGGGCAGGUGGUUAUAUGGGAAAUCUCUCUACCUCUUAAUUUUGUCUCGAACGUAAAACUUAUCUAAAAAGUAGUUUAUUGAAAAAUAUAUAAUUAACAGAGACUUGGACAUCAGUUACCUUCAGUUUAACAAUUUUAUUAGAAAAUAGUAAGAUUUAAUCGGAAUAUUAGGUUUGAAAUGAUGACUUUCCCUCAUUGUGGCUUCACGUUUUGCCCCGCACUGUCUAAGAAGGGCUGUUUAGAGGCACCUAGAGUCAGUCCAGUCCCUACGUGUAGGCCUCGCCCAGCAGGCUUUGUUUGUGUCUGCGGGAGGAGGCGGGGCGUAGAGGGUGAUGUGGGCCGGCACUCUGAGUGAGCUCAGUCUGUUUGUCUUGCUGCUGGAGGUGGAGGGCUUCAGGGCAGAUGCGGCUCUAAGGCAGAUGCCGUUCCCAGGUCACUUCCAACUCCUGCCACUGUUUGCUUCCCGCAGAGCGUCCUGUCGUGUGCAACCAAGGAGCCAAGGCCAGACACGCCAAUACAGACAGACGGAGGACGCUCUGGCCGCUGGGCCCUGCUGCCUCCCCCUUCUCCCUGUUGCUUGCCCCUGGAGGAUGAGCCCAGCCUUCAGGGCCAUGGACGUGGAGCCCCGCGCCAAGGGCGUCCUGCUGGAGCCCUUUAUCCACCAGGUCGGGGGGCACUCUUGUGUGCUCCGCUUCAACGAGACGACUCUGUGCAAGCCCCUGGUCCCGAGGGAGCACCAGUUCUACGAGACUCUCCCAGCUGAGAUGCGCAGAUUCACUCCCCAGUACAAAGGUGAGCCCCCGCUGCUGGUAGGGGUCGCCAGCGCCUGGCGAGGAGAUGUGAGGCAAGGAGAUGUGAGGCGUGGUGACCUCCGUGGCAGCCAUACCCAGAGCCUUCACCCCUCCCACUCACCCUGUGUUUUCCCUCCGCCUCCUCCUCCUCUUGGCCCUCAGCCCAGCACCUCACACCCUCAGUUUUCAAGCCCUGGUGUGGUAUCUGUGUGCUUUGAUGAAGAUGAAGACAGGAACUUGUGCUUAAUAGCAUAUCCCUUAAAAGGGGACCAUGGAGCCGUGGACAGUGUAGACAAUUCAGACUGUGAACCAAAAAGUAAGCUCCUAAGAUGGACAAACAAAAAACAUCAUGUCCUUGAAACAGAGAAGACCCCCAAGGACUGGGUGCGGCAGCACUGGAAGGAGGAGAAAAUGAAGAGCCAUAAGUUAGAAGAAGAAUUUGAGUGGCUCAAGAAAUCUGAAGUCUUGUACUACAGUGUAGAGAAAAAGGGGAAUGUAAGUUCCCAGCUUAAAUACUAUAACCCUUGGAGCAUGAAGUGUCACCAGCAACAGUUACAGAGAAUGAAGGAGAAUGCAAAGCAUCGGAACCAGUACAAAUUUAUCUUACUGGAGAACCUCACUUCCCGAUAUGAGGUACCUUGUGUCCUGGACCUCAAGAUGGGGACACGCCAGCAUGGUGACGAUGCUUCAGAGGAGAAGGCAGCCAACCAGAUCCGAAAAUGCCAGCAAAGCACCUCUGCGGUCAUUGGUGUGCGCCUGUGCGGCAUGCAGGUGUACCAAGCGGGCAGUGGGCAGCUCAUGUUCAUGAACAAGUACCACGGCCGGAAGCUGUCGGUGCAGGGCUUUAAGGAGGCGCUUUUCCAGUUCUUCCACAACGGGCGGUACCUGCGCCGCGAGCUCCUUGGCCCUGUGCUCAAGAAGCUGGCGGAGCUCAAGGCCGUGCUGGAGCGACAGGAGUCUUACCGCUUCUACUCCAGCUCCCUGCUCAUCAUCUACGAUGGCAAGGAGCGGCCGGAGGUGGCCCUGGACUCGGACGCGGAGGACUUGGAGGACCUGUCCGAGGAGUCCGCCGACGAGUCGGCGGGGGCCUACGCCUUCAAGCCCCUCAGCACCAGCUCCGUGGACGUGCGCAUGAUUGACUUUGCCCACACCACCUGCCGGCUGUACGGCGAGGACAGCGUCGUGCACGAGGGCCAGGAUGCUGGCUACAUCUUCGGGCUCCAGAGCCUGAUAGACAUUGUCACAGAGAUCACUGAGGAGAGUGGGGAGUGAGCUGGCCGACUGUACUGUUCCUUGACCCUCCGUGCCCCGGGCACAGCUGUGCUGCGUCCAGGAGGAAGCCAGUGUGGGCAUGGCGGCCUCUGCAGCCUGGAGCUGACCACAGAGGCCUCGAGUCCCGCCUGAGCCGGCCCCACCGCCCUCCGAGUCUAUUUAUUUCACUGUUUCUUCAACAUUCCAUGUUUGAUGAGCAGAUACCUCUCUUCCCUGAGUGUAACUGUCCUAAUACAGACCCUUUUGUUCAUUGUACACAGUGCUGCUGUCAUUUUUUUUAUUGAAUUUGUUGGGGUGACAUUGGUUAAUAAAAUUAUAUAGAUUUCAGAUA